AUGACGUUCUGCUCUACUCUUCCUCUGCGGGCCGAGCGGCACCGGGUCACACAGAUCAAGCUGCGGAAGUGUGAUUGGGACGUCGUUGGAAUAAAGUCCACGUUCUGGUCUGAAAGCAACGCAAACAUGAGCGACAAGGGGACAGUCUCAACGAAGGAGAAGGAGGCGACUGAGAAGAGGGGGCGUGGAAGACCCCGCAAGGAGCCGCAGGAGUCCAGCGGAUCCCCAACUCCAAAGAGGCCGAGAGGGCGACCAAAGGGCAGCAAAAACAAGGCAACUCCCAAGAAACGGGCUGCAACUGCUGCGGCUGCUGGAGGAAAGCGCAGAGGAAGACCCAAGAAGGAGAAGGCGGAAGAAAAGGCAACCAAGGAAUCGUCUGAAGAGGAGGAGGAGGAAGAGGAAGAACAGUAA
Knipowitschia caucasica is the source of this 411-nucleotide messenger RNA. NCBI's taxonomy places the organism in Eukaryota, Metazoa, Chordata, Actinopteri, Gobiiformes, Gobiidae. The record is from the annotation of a GenBank genome assembly.